This is a messenger RNA of Leptinotarsa decemlineata (Colorado potato beetle), 1428 nucleotides long. RefSeq lists its product as uncharacterized. Gene Ontology annotation, cellular component: cytosol. NCBI's taxonomy places the organism in Eukaryota, Metazoa, Arthropoda, Insecta, Coleoptera, Chrysomelidae. Gene Ontology annotation, biological process: glycine biosynthetic process; L-threonine catabolic process. The record is from RefSeq and is a predicted model, not a curated record. Gene Ontology annotation, molecular function: L-allo-threonine aldolase activity.
AAACAUAUUGAAGUCCAAAUUUUAUAAUAAAUAUCAACGAUAAAUGUGCGUGUAGGCUUCGUCAUUUAGAACUGUAAUACAUUUAUGUAUGCAUAAAUUACUUUUUUCUAUAAGAAUUGGUGAGUAACAGUUUCGUUAUAUUCAAUCUCGCAGGGAUUCUUUAAGACAUUUCCAAUAAAAAAAUGUUAUUUAUAGAAUGGAACUUAAGAAAGUCACAAUAUCUGCUACUCGAAUAAAAAUUAAAUUAUUUCCAAAGAUUGAUAACAAUUCAAAGUAAUUCGUUUUUCAGAGGUUAAGUGUUAGGUACCUACUUUAACCACAUAAUUAACCAAACAGUCUAAAAUCCAAUCCUCAUUUUGUUUUGAUUUAUAAACAGGGGCGCUCAACGUUCCUCGGUAGUUAUGUAAAUUGACCAUAUUACUUCAUAACGAGGAAUUUGAACGUCAAUCAUUUUAUUUUGAAUAUUAAAUGAGCGUUGUUCGUGACGUGAUCGCGAUACUCUGUAAUUAUUAAAAAAUAAACAUAAUAUUUACUAAUCCAUGCAUCUGAAAAUUUGCCAAUACAUGUUUCACAACCUGAUCAAUCCUAUCGGGUUCAAAUAUAAAAGGAAAGGAGAGAUAGUUUUUAUCAGUCUUACAACAAACUUUGUCAGAGUGAAAAAGGUAUCAACUUUGAAAGUGAAACAUGUACGAAAAAAUCGUUAAAACGGACCUCGGGGCAGACGUUAAAAUAAUUGAUUUGAGAACGGAUACAAUAAGCAGACCUACUCAAGAAAUGAAAGAGGCCAUGUACAUCGCAGAAGUUGGGGAUGAUGUUUAUGGAGAAGAUCCAACAGUUACCGAACUGGAAAGAAGAAGUGCAGAACUCUUGGGUAAAGAAGAUGCUCUAUUUGUUGCUAGUGGAACUAUGGCCAACCUGAUUGCCAUUAUGGUUCACUGUUCUCAGAGAGGUUGUGAAAUUAUUUCAGGAGAUAAAGCUCAUACUUACCGUUUGGAACAAGGUGGCACAGCUCAAAUUGCAGGAGUUCAAACUGCUCCCGUCAAGAACAAAGAUGAUGGAACUUUUAGCCUUGAUGAGUUGAGGGAAAAAAUAAGAAAAAAUCCAGAUAUGCACGAACCUAUAACUUCUCUAAUUAUUGUUGAAAAGAAAAUUGAGAAAAGAACUGGGCCUUCCAUAAAACCCGAAAGUUUAACUCAUACUGUAAUUUUCAGAUCCCGGCGAAUAAGAAAGGUAUUAGGAGGCGGUUGGAGGCAAGCUGGUGUUUUGGCUGCAGCUGGAUUAGUUGCAUUAGAUACGAUGAUUGAUAGGUUGAGAAUCGAUCAUGACCAUGCAUUCAAAAUAGCAAAAGGUGGCGAGCAAUUUAUUGGCAUCCCAAACUAUAUCAAAAAUAUAUAUCAAACAUCCAACAAAUAAUCUAUACAAGAACAA